This is a messenger RNA of Homarus americanus (American lobster), 6237 nucleotides long. RefSeq lists its product as uncharacterized. The coding region runs from base 2806 to 5973 and encodes 1055 amino acids. Gene Ontology annotation, molecular function: protein binding. The record is from RefSeq and is a predicted model, not a curated record. The transcript is spliced from 6 exons. Lineage: Eukaryota; Metazoa; Arthropoda; Malacostraca; Decapoda; Nephropidae.
GAGAGAGAGUCCGUUUGUGUGUGGGUGAGAGAGAGAGAGAGCCCGUUUGUGUGUGGGUGUGUGUAACCGGUGCCGCCAGCCAAAGAGUGACAUGACAAAAUACCUUUACACCUAUUCACCGAUACAAACGAAGUCACCUGAGACUUAUACCUGUAAUAAAUCCUUUUGAUCCGGUAGUAAUGAUUCAGGUCAUUAGUGGAUAAUCUUGUCAACAUCAUUAUCCUGACACUUCCACAGAUCUCGAUUUUUUUCCUCCGUCUUUGCAAUUUACCUGAGUCAUAAUACUUGGUCAUUAACUCCACGUAACUGAAGCUUCAUCAACGUGUAAAGGUGAAAUAAAUAAUAUCAUGAAGGUUGAUGACAAUAAUUUGAUAAAGUGUAUUGGUGAAGUCUCCAUCAUUUAUCCUUCCCGAGUUGAUAUUGAAAUGACUUUUUUUCUCAAGGUUUUACUUCAUUUUGCUAUUGUGGUGUUUUUUACUUGUGUUAUUAAUCUCUCGUGAAGUCAAAAUUAAGCAUCUUUAUUUUUUCCUGGAACAUGUGAAGUGAUUAUACUACUUCAUCAUAUCAAAAGUUCCUUCACAACAUCAAAAGUUUCUUCACAACAUCAAAAGUUCCUUCACAACAUCAAAAGUUCCUUCACAACAUCAAAAGUUUCUUCACAACAUCAAAAGUUUCUUCACAGCAUCGAAAGUCCCUUCAUAACAUCAAAAGUUCCUUCAUAACAUCAAAAGUUCCUUCAUAACAUCAAAAGUUCCUUCACAACAUCAAAAGUUCCUUCAUAACAUCAAAAGUUCCUUCACAACAUCAAAAGUUUUUUCACAACAUCAAAAGUUCCUUCACAAUAUCAAAAGUUUCUUCACAAUAUCAAAAGUUUCUUCACAUCAAAAGUUCCUUCAAAAUGUCAAAAAAGUUCCUUCACAAUAUGGAAAUUUUUCUUGUACUAGAUAUGGAACUUGGUCAAAAACUGUACGGAAAAAAAUCAAUCACGAUCUUAGAAAUUUUCCCCCCUCUGACAUAGUUCUUUUCGCUGUCUAAGACUCUGGUUCUCUUGUCGUUCAUGUCACACAACUACUCCUGGAGAUAAAAUAGUCAUUCCCCUAAAAGAAUGACACAAUCUCCUCUCUUCCAGAAUGACACGAUUUUUUUUCCUCUUCGUCUAGGAAUAAUGGAACAUGAUAUUAUGAUUCUUAUUCUGCCCCGAGAAAAAGCUCCGUACCACAUCCCAGAAGGCAUCACAGUCCGAGAGUAACAGGAAAAGAUAACGAUAAGAGAUAACAAACUGGCCUUAAAUACACAAAAGAGAAAGAUUAACAAGAGAUGAAACUGAUAAGAGAUUUAUGUGUGUGUGUUUUUUUUCUGUGUCAUUAUGAAACACUUACGACGUUUGUCUUCCAAAAGCAAUAAUAUUAUGCAAUUGUGGAUCACGAAAACAGUAAAGGAUGUCCCAUUGUUACUGAGACUGAUGAGUAAACGUGGCACAUUAUCGUGUUCUGUGAUAGUGAAGGUCUGUCUGUCUGUAAACAUAAACGGUGUUAAAUAACUCGAAAAAUAAUAUAUUACUCUUGCGAAUAAUGUGUAUAAUAUCUGUGUCUGGAUUGAGAAUACUUGAAUCUGUGGAGGAAAUAUUUUAAAACGAAAUUUACAGAAGCAGAAAGUGAGCAUCGUAUCUGGUCAAGAGAAACUCACAGUGACUUCAGUUCAAUAAGGGAAAAAAAAGUUUGAGAUGUUUUACGGUGAGGUAAUCAAGACCCGGGAACUGGCCAGACAAAAAUUGAAGCCUGGGAUCGUGGAAACCUAGCGGUGCGGGUGUGUUGUUCUCUGCCUCACUGACCUUAGAUACACUCCUUGACCCAGUGACGUAUACAAGAACAUCCAUCACCUGGGUUGACCUUUAUCAUUCUGUAUAAUAACAAAAACGUGACAAAAUACAUUCUGUGCUGUACCAAACGAUCAUUAUUUCAUCAGUCUUUUAGUGACAGAAAACGUUGGGUGAGAAUUAUUUACCAGGUUAUUUAAGUGUGUCUUGGGAUGAGUUACCAUAGUACCAUUGCCAAGAUCAUCAUCCAUCUCUAACUAAUGUAAUUUAAGUGCAAAUUUACAACUGAGUGCCGUGGAUAUUGGAUGACAGCAACGAGAGAACUAUCAUCUUUAUUUUCAGCUAUCAAACAGUGCCAAGCUUCCUCACCCGUUUGAGCAAUACUUCCGUUAAGAUUUACGAUCGACCAGUAAUGCCAGCAUGUACUACACAGCCUACGGGAACUGGCUAUGAUGUUCUUGUCAUGUGUAAAGCUGGAAACGUCUUGUGAAAUCAUGACACCUCGCCUGGUGGGGGAGAGUGAGAGUCGUGGUUGUCUUAGUGUAAACGAAGGUGUGGGAAGUGAGCCACCUGUGUGACCUCAGACAGUGUUUCGUUCACUAGAAAACCGAGACGUUGGCUAAAUGAAAAUUGGGGGGUUAAGGUGAGACGUCUAGGGAGAGAAAAAAUAUAUUAGAGAUAAAACAAAACAAAAUAGAGAGAAAGAUACAAUUAAGAUAAGAAGUUUCGUAACACACACACACACACAUCAGGUGUAGUAACGUUAAACAGAUGCGCACACAGUUCACUAUGCAACAUUACACACAAAACACAGAUUAUAGAUGACAUGCCACGUGCAUAGAGGACAUAAUGGCGAGAGUUACUGCUGGCAUGAAGUGUGUUGCGUGACGCUGAGGCGGCCACUCAUCCUGCAGACACGCGUGGGUCACUGUACACGCGGGCCUGAGUGUGGACGUCUCCUAGGAUGGUGACUCAGCAUCACCCUCCAUAUGAUGAGGACACUCCAAUUUUAUAGCGGACUACGUCAGUCUGGAAGGACUCUAAACAUACAGGUAUUGGUGUGGGCGUGCUUGUGGGCGUGGGUAGCGUGUGGCGUGGAAGGUGACUGUCCGAAAGAGUGCGAGUGUAAGUGGAAAGACGGGAAAGAAACAGUGGCCUGUCUUGGCGCCGAGCUCAUCGAUAUUCCGCGCAACCUUGACCCGUCCACUCAGGUGCUCGACCUGAAGCACAAUAACCUGCAGAUCCUGCCUCGCGACGCCUUCGUCAACACAGGUCUGGUCAACCUACAGAAGCUCUGGCUCAGUCACUGCAACCUGAAGCACAUGGAACGUGGCUCCUUCAACAUGCUGGCCAAUCUAGUUGAGCUUGACGCGAGUCAUAAUUUACUACGGUCAGUGCCCACCGCAGCGUUCAUUGACAUCUCUGGUCUGCGGGAACUGAGCCUCGCUAACAAUGCUCUCACCAGCAUCCCCGCUGAUGCCUUCGCCCCGACGCCAGACCUCGUGCACCUGGACCUCUCCAGCAACCGGAUACACAGCGUCGACCCGAAGGCUUUUCGGUGUCUCUCUUCCUUGGAAAUCCUCAAAUUAUCCAGCAACAUGUUGGUAAAUUUACUUCAGGAGUUGCUUGUACCACUGAAGGCUCUCCAUGGCCUCAACCUCAACGACAAUCCCUGGAACUGUGAUUGUAGUCUUCGGCCUUUGCGCCAAUGGAUGCUGGAUCACAAGAUUUCCGGCGUUGUACCACCAAACUGCGCUCGUCCUGAGCGACUCAGCGGUAGUGGCUGGCACUCUUUGACCCUGGACGAAUUUGUCUGUGCGCCGCACGCUACUGCCGUAGUUCCGAGGAUCCUGGCUAACCACGGCGACAACGUGUCCCUGGCUUGCCGUAUCGAGAGAGACGUGGAAGCCUCCGUCACUUGGCUAAAUGGAAACCGGCCACUAGAGAAAACCAAAGAAGGUUGGCGCUACCACGUGCUAGAGCUGGUCACAUCCAACACUGCGAUGUUUAUAUCUAACCUGACCAUUGUGGGGGUCAAAACAAAUGACCAAGGUAAAUACAAGUGUCUAGCAGAGAACAAGGCGGGACGAAGUGCAGCCAAUAUGACUCUGAAAGUAUCGAAUGACAUCACGGAGGUACGACUCGUGUCCAUUGAUAAAGCGUAUAUGACCGGAGGCCUCUUGUGUGGUUUAGGUUUUCUGGUCGCAGUCUUGUUGCUCGUCAGCUGCAUCGUACACCGUCGGCAGCGAGUACAAAGGUUUCGUAGACAAGAAGAAGAUCGGGAGGGGAGGCAAAUAGAAGGCAGUUGUACCACCCCAAAACCUAUGGUCACCACGCAGAGGAAACCUUCAGAUUAUCAUGUUAUUCCAUCUGGUGAUUCAGAGGAGCCACCAAUACAUCCGGAACAGACACAGGAACCCUGGCUGUCGCGGGAGGCGGCUAACGGUGGGUAUCCUCGUGCCAGUUACCUGGAUAAUGGAAGAUACGACGACUCCAGCCUGGAAAGAUACAGGGAAGAUGUAAUCGAUGACCUGAGAGAGCAACAAGCUUCUCCCAGCGCGAUGUCCUACGCCGAGCUUCCUUCUACGGAACUUACAAGGAGGAGGAGCGACCUAGGAGACAAAGAGAGCCUCAAGAACCUGGAGUUCGAGACAGACAUCCUUCGGCGUGAGUGUAGCCCCACCGGUUCCACCGUGUCUGUGGUCAGCAACGGCCAGCUCACCGACAUCCUAAAUCGGCCUUAUUCCCGGAGGCUCGACCACCAGGGCUUCCAGUCAUCAGACUUCAACAGCAUCGCUAGAAAACACCGUCCUAUUAUAUGUGAUGACAGAAGGCAUGACCGUCUUCCGUAUGACCCGUGUGCUCUCAACGGCAGGUGCUACAGCGCCCUCAACCUGGCGAUGAGCGAGGCAGCCUCCCACGCCUUCUGCUACCCCAGGGGGAGGCGAGCCAGAACCCGCUAUCCCUCCCUCCCAUCCACGCCCAUGCUAGACGCUGACGACCGCCUCGCCUACGCUCACGAUGCCAGGAGACUGAGGAGGCUUAUGGCUGCUAACAGAGGCGUGUACCGUUCUCUAGAGGGUACGGGAGACCUGUCGAACUCAUAUCGGUACCAGUACCACGCCGCCCAGCUCGAGAACUAUCUGAAGGAGUAUCGGAAUUUACAGAAGCGUUUCUACAGGAUGAAGGAAUCAUGCGACCCCGUCCACAGGGGCGGUUCCGCCUCCAGACUGACAGCAUACGCGGACAAAAUGGAUGGUUCUGGGACACUCUUGGGUGAUCUGGCUGGCAGCCUGUCCCGUGACGUCACCGGCAGCCUUACACGUGAUGUCACGAGCGGAUUCAGUCGUAGUAAUCUGGCCCGUGACCUGACUGGUAGGUUGUCUCGUACUGGCAGCUUGAGUCGUGACGUCAACGGCAGGCUUAGCCGUACUGGUAGCCUCACCCGUGACGUCGCUGGUGCCUUGAGCCGAGCUGGCAGUCUGUCCCAUGACGUCACGAGCAACUUAAGUCGUGACAUCACUGGCAGCCUAGCUCGUGACGUCACAGGAGGUGUGGGCUUAUUCCCGGGUUCCCCCAGCCCGUCGUCGCCACCGUCGCCAUACCUCGACAUGGAGUUUGGUCGCCCUCGUCGCCGCGCUAGAGCCGCCACGGAACCGCUGCUGGACGUUUCCCAAUCUGGAGUCCUGGGACACAGGAAGUCCAGCCUGGGGAUGAUCUCAGGGGCCUCACUUGGACACUCUGAGGUGGUCAGGGAUGUGCUGAAAGGAAGGUCGCGAGGGCCUUCUGAUCCCAUGAUUGACGCCAUGCACAGUCGGUCGUUAGGGACCCCGGAGUCCAUGUUAGACGCUAUGCAAAGUCGAGCGUUUGGCUCGACAGAAACUGUGAGGGACGUAAUGUCAAGUCGGGGUCUCGGUGCCGCUGAGUCCAUGAUGGACGCCAUGUCUGGCCGGACAGCGGAUGCCAUGGUGGAGAUGGGACCUGGGGAGUCACAGCGACAGUCAGAGCCCCUCAGGUCCAUCCUCAAGAACCGGUAUGAGGGCGGCGGCCUCCUGUAUCAGGGGAAGUACUCGAACAGUGCCUACUACGACGACGACGACGACAGGACCACCUACAGCCCUUCAGAAUAUAAAGACUACCUCGACCACGGCUCCUGAGUCACCACCACCACCACACUCUAGCUGUUAUGGAAAGUUAGGAGUAAACUUUUUAUAUUGCCAACUGCUCUUGUUGUCUGUUGUUGUUGUUGAAGUUAGAUGCCUUCUUGAGCUAAAUGCUGUCGUUUUUCCUGUCUUUCUUAACCAUCUCGGCUGUCGACUGUCCUCCCCCCUUGGUGCUACGGUGGUACAUACGUAGGCGUUCUUCAAUACAUAUCUUCAGCACACAUCUUUUCAACCCCCACCCCCUCACCCCCUCACCCC